AUCAUACGUGGGCUGAACGUCUAAGUUGAGUGUGUGUUUGUUUAAAAAAAACACUGUCCAGAAGUGAUGUAUAUGGAAUCUGGGUCAGCUGUAGCUGGUUAGUGCACUUCUGCAUGUGAGAGUAAAACACCGCAAUUUCAAAAAACCUUUCUUUCUCUCGUCUGGAAUAACACAUACUGGAACAUUACUUUUUCCUUUUUUUUUUUUUUUAAUUAUUAGUUAGCUUGGUUACUGUAUGGAGAAACUCAAUUCCUCAGUACAGCUUGGACCUAACAGAGGAAGACAAAAGCAGUUUUCAACUCCAACUGCAGAUUAACAAUCCACAGCAUCGGGUAAUAUAGAAGAAAAAGCAACUUGGCCUCUGGAUUUUCCAUCUACCACAGAAGCAAAUCAGCUGGAAGCCUUUUUUUCUUGUCUCUUCUGACAGUCAUUAUACUUGCUUUAAAAUGAAGAUAUUUAAAUGGACUUUGGGUGUCCUAUUGUUCCUGCUGUUGUCUAUUGGGCGCUGUACAGAACAAUCUACGUCAAAUAAAACAUCCCAACGGAGGCAUCCUCGUUCAGCAGACAGCGGAGAGGAAGGGAAGAAAUGUGGUUACACAUUCUUGGUCCCAGAACAAAAAAUCACAGGGCCAAUUUGCGUGAAUACUAAUGGACCAGGUACUGGUAACAGAAAAGAUGAAGUCACAAGAAUGGACAUAGAGAACUUGAAGGAUGUGCUGUCCAAGCAAAAGCGGGAGAUUGACAUUUUGCAGUUGGUAGUGGAUGUGGAUGGAAACAUUGUGAAUGAAGUAAAAUUACUGAGGAAAGAAAGUCGUAACAUGAACUCUCGGGUCACCCAACUCUAUAUGCAACUCUUGCAUGAGAUUAUUCGAAAACGUGAUAACUCACUUGAGCUUUCCCAACUGGAAAACAAAGUCCUUAACGUUACAACAGAAAUGUUGAAGAUGGCAACAAAAUACAAGGAGCUUGAAGUAAAAUAUGCAGCAUUGACUGAUCUUGUAAAUAAUCAGUCUGUGACCAUCUCCCUGCUGGAAGAGCAGUGCUUGCGAAUCUUCUCGCGACAGGACACCCAUGGGUCUCCACCUCUUGUUCAAGUUGUGCCACAGCACAUUCCUAACAGCCAACCAUACACUCCCAUUCUUCUGGGAGGUAAUGAGAUACAGCGAGACCCAGGUUACCCUAGAGACAGAGAUGUAAGACCACCACCUGAUCCAGCUACUUCUCCUACAAAGAGUCCUUUCAGAGUACCACCACUGGCUUUAAUAAAUGAGGGUCCAUUCAAAGACUGCCAACAAGCCAAGGAAGCUGGGCAUUCCAACAGCGGGAUUUAUAUGAUUAAACCCGAAAAUAGUAAUGAGCCAAUGCAACUAUGGUGCGAGAACAGCCUCGACCCUGGAGGAUGGGCAGUUAUUCAAAAGAGGACAGACGGAUCUGUCAACUUUUUCAGGAACUGGGACAGUUACAAGAAAGGAUUUGGAAACAUAGAUGGAGAGUACUGGCUGGGACUAGAAAAUAUUUACAUGCUUACCAACCAGGAUAAUUACAGACUAUUGAUUGAAUUAGAGGACUGGAGCAACAAGAAGGUUUAUGCAGAAUACAGCAGUUUCCGCCUGGAACCUGAAAGUGAAUUCUACAGGCUACGCUUAGGCACAUACCAAGGAAACGCAGGCGAUUCCAUGAUAUGGCAUAACGGAAAGCAAUUUACAACACUGGACAGAGACAGGGAUAUGUAUUCAGGCAACUGUGCUCAUUUUCACAAAGGCGGCUGGUGGUACAAUGCGUGUGCCCACUCUAACCUUAAUGGGGUGUGGUACAGAGGAGGCCACUACAGGAGCAAGUAUCAGGAUGGAGUAUUUUGGGCUGAGUACCGGGGAGGUUCCUACUCCUUGAAAGCAGUUCAAAUGAUGAUAAGACCUAUAGACUGAGAAGGAGUAUCCCACAGUGCUCAAGUGAUCACGCAUAAACUUCUCAGAGCUUGAGUUCCAGAAAAAUAAAAUGUUACUUUUUAAUCAUUAUUUUGCACAAUCUGCUCCUGCAAAAAGCAGGUCUACAGUUUUCCUGUCUUUUUUUCCCUGCUGUGUUCGCCUCUCCUUUUUUUAGAAACCUUUUCUACUGUGACAGACGGUGUUUUUUUUUAAACACACAUUCACAAAAGCAGAUGUUUAUGCUUGCAAAGCAUAUUUAUCUUUGUUCAAGUCCAGCAUACUUUAUGCAAACAGUCAUUAAAGCUGGUUAAAAAAAUCCAGAUAUAUGACAAGAUAUAAGCUUUUUCACUUAAAAAGCUUAUGCUUUUUUCAGGUUAACUCAACCCUUAAAUGUAAAUAUGUGAAAUGACAUUGUCUUGCUUUAAUGUGUAAAUUGAUUAGUUAUUUAACAAUUUAUUUAAAAAUGUUGGCAUUACUUUCAAUGAAAAUCUGACUUUAUAUUACUGGUUUAGGUUUAAGAUUUACUCCAAGAAGCUACACAAAAAUUGAAAAUAUUCUAGCUUUGCCAGCAGAGGGAUUUUUGCAACAAAUAAUCAUUUCAAUAUGAAGUGGUGAAUUAAAUAUAAAAUGUAAGAUUUCUUAGUCAUGUAGAGAAUUCCUUAGGAUCUGCAUAUCCUACCUUCUCUGUAAAACACUUAGGCAAAUUGUUCCUAACAUAAGAAAAAUUAAUUGUAUAUAAUUACUGAUCAGCUUAAGACAACCAAAUUGCUUAGUACUUUUUUUUUUUUUUACUUUCAACCUCAAUAUUCAAAGAUCCUAAUUAAACAAAGUAUUUCUUGAUGCUUUGAACUUAAAUAGCAAAAUGAAAAGUCCUGAUAUUAAAAUCAGGACUUGACACUUGGGAGACCUCUCCUCUGUUCCAAUUAGGAGUGAUUGAGGUCUGAACAAGUGUUCACACAUACUAAUUAAGAGAAGGAUCAAGUCACUGAACAUUAGAAGUUUUCCUCCAAGACAGCUUUCUGCUGACAUAAUAAAAGAAAGGUUAGAAAUCAGCUCCAAGGGUAUUCUUCCUGACACCCCAAACUUGGGCUGCUCUUAGAAGAUACACAUUUCCUUUCCUCUACAUGUAUAUAAAACUUUUGAUAAUGUCUAUAUUAAAUUUUCUACCUUCUAUAUAGCAAAUUUCCACUGAAAUUAACAUGUAAUUUAAGAAAUUGGUUAGAAAAUGUUUUUCCACCCUUUAACAAAAGUCGUACCACACUUCAUCAAAACAAGAUACUUCCAAAACCAUAAACAAAAUGUUUGCUUUAGGUACCAGAGUCUCCAAAACCAAAGCUUUCUUUCUAGUAUAUAAAAUUUAAUAAUUGUACUUAGUCACACAGCUUACCUAGUUUAAUUUGAUAUUACACAAAACCUAAUUAUGCUGUUCUGAACUGUAACCAAUGUAUUUGUUUGGCACCUCGUAUGUACCUUCAGGAUUUUAAAGAACUUUGCCCCUAUUUAACAUAAGAAACCCUAACAGCUAAAAGAAUAAUAAUAUUGUGAUGGUAAAUUAGUUGAUAUCAAUUGCUAUACAAAAUCUCAUUUGUAAUUUAGAGGAGAGAAAAUAGCAUUCUGCUUUCAAAACACAUUCCCUGGAGCAGAUAAAGCUUCAUUGACAAUACAGGGCUGCAAGGGUUGUAGUUAAAUUUUUGGAUGGAGAUCAAAGCCAACAACUCUCACCAAUAUUUAACUGGGGUUGCAGGGGUGGUUGGGUAGGUGGGGAAUCAGUCCCAGUAUGUUCCAUUCCUAAAUACCAAGAAUUUUAUCUGACACAAAUGUUUAAGAUAAUUAUGAAAUUGUUCUUCAUAUAAGGAAUAUUUGUUUGUUACAAAUAUUGUACAGACCUCAUGAAGUAAUCUAUAAAAAUGCUUUUUAAUUGCAAAUGCUUAAAAUUCAGACUAUUUAUAACCUGGGUUUUUUUUUUUGUUUUUUUUUUUUUUUUUUUUUUUACAGUAUCUGGACAGAAAAGCAGUUCAGGUAAAUUUAAAAGCUGAAAAUGCCCUCCAAAACAUUCCUUUAAUGAACACUUCUGACAGCUUUAGUUCAUUCAACCGAUAGAUUUCCUCUCCUUGGAAGAGAUCUUAUUUUACCACAAGGAUCUCUUGCCUGCUACAAAAACAGUGGUUGUUUAUUCAGUACAGUCAGUGAAAGGUAUAAUUUGCAGAAACCCAAAAGUAAAAUUAGCUUGCACUCAGCCUUUAAAUUAAAUCUUAUAUAUUAGGCAUGUAAAAAGUGAGACUUCCCCAAUUUAAAGCUGUAGGAUGACGUUAACUAAACAUUAUUACAAAAUAAACCCAGAAAGCUCAAACUGUACACAUGCUGUGCUAUUGAAAGAGAAGACUUAAUUGUUAGUUGCUGAUUUAAGAUUACAAGGAGGGAAAGCAUAGCAACUCUUUUUCAGGUUGGUUCACACUCUGUACAAUAAUUUACUACUUUCAAAUGCUUAUAACUCUAUUAGUUCUCAGCUUUCGGGUUGAAUUUCCUAAGCAGGGUAAAUGACUAAAAGUUCAAUGUUUUCACUCACACUUUUUUUAGAAAAGUUUAUCAAAAGAUGUUGCAGCAUCCCUCAAGCUUCUUGCACUGGACACUCAGCAGCAGCCUGGGAAGGAUAUAAUUUUCACCAUUCUUGUCCUAUCAGUCCAAACUUAACCAAACAGACCUUGAAAAAGUUUAACCUCUACUAAAUCUGAAACACAGUUUUCACAUAUAUUUCCAAAGUCUGUUGCAAGCAUUACCACUGAAGUAGCUGAAUAUUCAUCAGAUGAAUACUUCAGUAACCUGUUUUCAGCUUUUCUGUUUCUGGAUAUAACUCCCGAAAAACAGCUAUAAGAACGUAUUUCACAAGGUAAUACUGCUUAGUUAAAUAAAAAUCUUACUUCUCAAGAAGUGGCUCAAUUGUUUCAUUGUGCAAUCUCAAAUUAAUCAAAACUCCAUAAGACUCCCUAUAAGAAUGGGGUUUUAUUCUAAGGCAAAAUAUAGCAUUUGUUUGACUACUUUAGUUGGCCCAGUGAUAGAAAAGUGACAACAUGUCCCACACUGUGUAAUGAGAGCCAAAUGCUGAACAUUUUCAUUGGUGUGGUACAGCUCUUAGCCUUGCACACUGACGAUGUGCUGCUCUCAUUUGCAUUUCUAGAAGUCUGAAAUCACAUCACACCUAUUGCUGCAAGGAACUGAAAAAUAUUUUUAUUUCUCCCCCUAGUUAAACGUGGAAGGACAUCUUUACCUUGACCACAGUGAGCGAGCUGUGGUAAUAAGAAAACAAUUUGUACUUCUACUUUUCCCUUCCCAUUGCAAAGACUACACACAAAAAACCCCCCACCUUAUUUAAGUUUUACCUUUGAAUGUUAAGACGGUUGUGAAAAAACUCCACACCCACAUUUGAUAUUUGGUUGCAUAAGGGUAAACCCAGUAACCUCUAAAUGGUAAAGCAUUCAUCCUUGAAACCGCAGAUGAAAUUCCUUUAUAUGCUCAUUUUCCCUAUGACCUUCCAAACAGGGUUCUUCACGACGAGUGCCAGUACUUCUCCAGAGGGGAUUUGCA
Molecule: messenger RNA, 5507 nt
Organism: Strigops habroptila (Kakapo)
Lineage: Eukaryota; Metazoa; Chordata; Aves; Psittaciformes; Psittacidae
Gene: ANGPTL1
Product: angiopoietin like 1
Exons: 5
Coding region: 447-1925 (492 amino acids)
Biological process (GO): cell surface receptor protein tyrosine kinase signaling pathway
Source: RefSeq, a predicted model, not a curated record